AUGGCCGACGCUGGUGCUCCCUCCAACCCAGGCCAGUUGCCGCCUCCUCCUCAGGCUGGUGCUGGCGCCCCUGGCUAUGAAGCUGGUCAGAAUGGCCAGCCUAUGGCCCCUCCGCCUCUUCAUAUCCCUCAGAACACCAACCCGAUUCCGACUGCCAUCACCUCUCCCAGAUCCGCCGACAAUGGAGGCAUUAUGUCGCCCACCAGCGCAGGUGGCUUUCGUCGCGCCGCCCCUGAGCCUAACAAGCGUGCUCUCUACAUUGGUGGACUGGACCAGCGAGUGACCGAGGAAGUUCUGCGUCAAAUUUUCGAGACUACGGGUCACGUUCAGAACGUCAAGAUCAUCCCCGAUAAGAAUGCGCGUGGUUACAACUAUGGCUUUGUCGAGUACGACGACCCUGGAGCCGCUGAGCGUGCCAUGCAGACUCUCAACGGACGACGAGUUCAUCAAUCGGAAAUCCGUGUCAACUGGGCCUAUCAGUCAAACACCACGAACAAGGAGGAUACCUCGAACCACUUCCACAUCUUCGUUGGCGACCUGUCCAAUGAAGUCAACGACGAGGUCCUUCUUCAAGCCUUCUCUGCCUUUGGAUCCGUUUCUGAGGCUCGCGUUAUGUGGGAUAUGAAGACUGGCCGAUCUCGAGGCUACGGGUUUGUUGCUUUCCGUGACCGACCCGAGGCCGAGAAGGCGCUGAGCUCUAUGGAUGGCGAAUGGCUCGGCUCGCGAGCUAUCCGAUGCAACUGGGCGAACCAAAAGGGGCAACCCUCCAUGGCCCAGCAGCAGGCUAUGUCGGCGAUGGGCAUGACUCCCACCACUCCUUACGGACACCACCAAUUCCCUGCUCAUGGCGUCGCUAGUUACGAGGUCAUCUUAACCCAAACGCCCAGCUGGCAGACCACCGUCUACGUCGGAAACCUCACCCCUUACACGACUCCCAACGACGUAGUGCCUCUGUUCCAGAACUUCGGCUUCGUUGUCGAGUCUCGAUUCCAGGCUGACCGAGGAUUUGCGUUCAUCAAGAUGGACUCCCAUGAGAACGCGGCCAUGGCCAUCUGUCAGAUGAAUGGAUACAACGUCAACGGCCGCCCUCUCAAGUGUAGUUGGGGCAAGGACAAGACACCCAAUGCUCAGGGAGGCUUCGACCCUGUCCAACCUUUCAGCCCCCAGAGUGCCCAAGCUCCUGGCUUCCCGGGCACGCCUACUGGCUAUUAUCCUCAGUAUGGUGCCCAGUACGGCGGACAGCCUGGUAACUACGGUGGCCCGCAAGCUGGAUCGCCAGCGGGUUAUGCUGGCUCGCCGAUGGGAUACGCUGCCCCUCAGAGUGCUGGCGGCUACGGAAGAGGUCAGCAACCUCCUAAUGCUGAAUGGGCCCAGCCUCGCCCCGGUCAGAACUUCAACAACGGAUUUGGUGGUUAUCAGGCCUAG
This is a messenger RNA of Fusarium venenatum, 1425 nucleotides long. RefSeq lists its product as uncharacterized. Lineage: Eukaryota; Fungi; Ascomycota; Sordariomycetes; Hypocreales; Nectriaceae. The record is from RefSeq and is a predicted model, not a curated record. Gene Ontology annotation, molecular function: RNA binding.